GUUUAUUUUCCAUAAAUAAGACGCCAUGAAAAUGCUCUUCCGGUGAAAAUAAAAGUUUUGAAUUAACCAGAUAUUAUCAAAAUAUUUGCAGCAAAAUGGCAAGUGAUGACAAGGGUCCUGGUUUGAAAGCCUUCAUGAUGCCAGUGCGUAUCUCCCAGGCUGGAGCCCAGUCCAGCUCACAGGCAAAGAUAGCGGUCAGUCCGGGAGGCACUCAACACAUUAUGACCACACAGGGUCUUAAUGUGCCAGGAGGGGGACAGAGCAACACCAUCAUCAUCAUUCCUGCAAGUGACCAGUCACAGGGUGGUGAGCAUGUAGUUCAGCUGAUGGCUCCAGACAGUGUUGGUGAACAUGUACAGGUGGCCACCACACCUACAGCGACUGCUGAGGUACAGACCCUAUACACUACACAACAUUCUCCUGUCAAACGAGUCGUGGCCAUGACCCCGGAGUCCCGAGCUGCUGCCUUGGACAAGAUUCGACAAGCAAAUAGGGAGAGGCUUCAACAAGGAGAUGCGAAGCCCCCGUCAACUGGGAGGGGGUCAACGCCAACUCACUACGUGAAGGCAGCAAAACCGGGCGGUGGGACACAGAGGGUGAUUUAUCGAAUUGGGGAAGGUGAGGCUGCGUCGGCUCCAAGCAUUGAUCCAUCUCUGCUGAUAACAGAAGAUUCAAGGAAACAGUCUAAGGACCAGAGGACUCUCACGCUCCCUCCUAUAGGCAUGGCUCAGUGUGAAACACAGAACAUUUGUAUAGAGAUUGAGGUGGACAAUGAGUUAAAUGUUGGCGAGUUGGAAAGCUGUAGAUUGAAGAAUGGGAAAACGAAAUUCUUCUUUAAAAUCUCUAAACAACAGAUUCAUUUGAAAGCAACUGAGCAUUUUACAAGACAGAAGCAGAAGAUAACGGUCACGCCAGUUCCAAAGAGAAAGCUCCCUUCAGAAGAUUUUGAUAUGUAUGACGAUUUGGAUGAUUAUGAUGAUGAUGAGGAAAUUGAAGAAAAGGAAGCGAAAAAGCCAGCUGCAAAGAAAAUGAAGCUUCCCAUUAAAGUCAUAAAGGCUGAGAAAGGUGUCUUUGAAGAGUCUGGUGGUGCUGACAAUGACGGGGGUGAUUCAGUGAAAGAUAAAAAGGUUGUCAUUGAGCCAUUGCCUUAUGAGAUCAAAGAUGAUGGUACAUAUGAAGCGGAGGAGGAUGAAGCAUUUGAUGAUGAGGCUGGAGAUGACGAUGAUGACUUUGAAGAAGAGGUCGCUGAAGCAGAAUCCAAAACGUCUAAACCUGUAACAAGAAAAGGAAAGAAAAUGGCGGAUUCCACUCAACAAACUGGAAUAGUAACUAAAAGGGCAGCCCCAAAGAAGACACCCGCUAAACGGAAAGGGCGUAAAGCGCUUGUGGACGAAGAUGGUAACCCAGAAGUAAGGUCUCUUACAAAGGCAGUUCCAAAGAGCCUUGCAGAGGAGGAUGAGGGGGAGGAUGGUACACCGAAGCGAACAUACUUCCGGACGAACGCAUAUGCUAAGAAUGACAAGUUCCUGGUCCUGCGGGAAGGAGGCAAGAGAGUGUUCGAGUGUAAAGAAUGUGGCUUCAAGACCAAGUAUAACCAGAGUAUUGUGGACCAUACACGCAUUCACACAGACGAGAAACCAUUUGAAUGCGGAGUAUGCUUCAAACGCUUCAACAACCACUCAAAUCUGAAUGCUCAUCUCUCCAUCCAUUACGAGGCGCGCCCGUUCGAAUGUGAUAUCUGCGACUACAAGUGUAAGCUGAAGUCAACGCUAAACACACAUCGCAAGCGACACUACCAGCCAGAUAAAGUGUUUGUUUGCGAACUGUGCGGAAAGGAGAGCACGCAAAAGACCGUGCAUGAGCGUCACAUGCAGAUUCACUCCGAUGAGCGUAAUUACCAGUGUGGGGAAUGCGGAAAACGAUUUAAGGAUAAGUACCAGGUGAAUCGCCACAUGUAUAUUCACACUGGAGGAGGGAAGAACGAGUGCUACAUCUGCGGAGAGAAAUUUGCGCGAGUCGACUACUGGCGUAAACAUUUGGCCAGUAAACAUGGAGAGGAAGUUGAACAAAUUAAAAAGAGGCUUGUGCGUGUCGAUGAGGUCAUUAAGGAAGAACAAAGUGGGGAAAGUGAAGAAGACGAGGAAGAGAUGGAAGAAGAGGAGGAAGGAGAAUAUCAAGAAAUGCGUGAAGUACAGACAGCAGAUGGCCAAACAAACUAUGUCAUUUCCAAUGUGGAGGGAGGAGGUCAGGAGAUCCGGUACUUACAGGAGGAAGAUGAACAGGACGGGCAGAUUCAGGUUCAUAUUGUAACUGUCGAUUCGGAAAAUCCGGAAGGGCAGGAGAUUGGCUCCGAUGUAGAGUAUGAGUUUGAAAUCUCAGAGCAGCCUGAAGGGGAAGGGGAGACUGGACAACAGCAAGUGACUACUGUACCGGAGCCGGAGGGUAUUGACAAUGAGUAACUAACUGGAAGAAGUGUAAAGCAUAUUGAUGUUCUUCAGACUCCAAAUUGAAGAUUCAAAACUUUUUUAUUGUUCAAAGUGUUUUGAGAAAUGAAGACAUAAUAAUGUAGCUUUGAAUGGCUGCUGAUAAGAAAUUGAACUGUUUGUGAAGAAGAAUUGUUUUUGUUUGUGUGAAUUAUACUUGUUGUAUUGUAUGCCAUAAUGUGGAAUAUGGCUGUAAAUAGACAUUUUGAAAUUAACUUUUAUUAUUAAGCAUUAACUUAAUGGUAAUUAGAGUUACAGUUACACUGGAAUUCAAGAAAGUUCUUUAAAAACCUGAUGCUGUGAAACAUGACAAUGAGCAUUGAAGUUGGUGAUUUUAAAGAGCAAAAAAUCAUGAAGCGUAAUAAUUAUGAUCUUCGAAUUAUGGAAAUUUAACAAACAGUAAAUAAGUUAUACCAUUUUUUCGAUUUUUUUUUUUAGCAAAAUGUAUCUUGCUCAAUAUCUUUCUACUCUUGUACACUGUCUCUAUUAUUGACCAUCUUUAACUGAAUAACUCGUGGUACUAUGUGUAGUAAAAAGAAAUUUCAUUUUUGUGUAAAGUAAAUUACCAUGGUUUGAAUGAACUUACAGAUGUCUUGCACUUGGAAUGUUUGAAACAAACUUGGGCACUGCAUUUAUACCAGAUAUUAACAAUCAAUUAUGUAAGAACAUGUUUGUCAUUUUUAACUCAUUGAUAUUACAUGAAUCUAUAUUUAUCAUAUUUUUUCCUUGUUAUAAUAGACAUGAAAUGAUGUAUUUUUAAUUGAUUGAAAACUAUUGUUGGUCUAAUUGAAAAAGUUGUGCUAAUGAAUUGUGAAUGAGGUGCAUCAAAUAUUUGGUGUCAGCAUGGAUGCAUGCAUUUGCAUCAUGAAAAAAAUGGUCUAAUUUAUUGUGAAUAUCAUGUUUAAGUUAUGGGUUGUAUUUGGACUUGAUGUUUGUUAACUUGAUCUGAGAGUGUCUCACUAUUAAAACAUUGUUUAUUUUUUCAAUUUCUGCAUUUUAUCUUAUAUCUUGACAUUAAAUAUCAGUGCUUUUUUCACCAUUUUGGGAAUGAGGCCGGGGGAUUUCUGACGGGAGAAUAAUGUGUCGUUGAAUUCCAAUUUUGCCUAAAAUACCUAUAAAAUUGACAGAAAGACAAAAAAAUGUGUUGAUGUUUGUUUUGUUAAGAAUACACCAUUGCUUCUAUAUAAAAUAAUAAAGGGGUCCCAAAUUUAGAUUUUUUGAAAAUUAAGAUUUGGAAUUCUUGUUGACAUUUUGGAAAAAAAUAUAUGUAUGCAGAAUUUUGGCUCCAAAUUGGUCAUGAAAACACAAUGAGUUUUGUAGUUGUCAUGUAGUUGUAAAUGUUCUUCGUAGUUUUCUCAAUAAAUAAAGAUACAUAA
Molecule: messenger RNA, 3859 nt
Organism: Mya arenaria
Lineage: Eukaryota; Metazoa; Mollusca; Bivalvia; Myida; Myidae
Product: zinc finger and BTB domain-containing protein 17-like
Exons: 5
Coding region: 96-2459 (787 amino acids)
Biological process (GO): regulation of transcription by RNA polymerase II
Cellular component (GO): nucleus
Molecular function (GO): DNA-binding transcription factor activity, RNA polymerase II-specific; RNA polymerase II cis-regulatory region sequence-specific DNA binding
Source: RefSeq, a predicted model, not a curated record